This is a messenger RNA of Castor canadensis (American beaver), 10837 nucleotides long. The record is from RefSeq and is a predicted model, not a curated record. Lineage: Eukaryota; Metazoa; Chordata; Mammalia; Rodentia; Castoridae.
UGCUCAGUCCCUAAAUGAAAAGAAGAAAUUUAGGACUGGAGUUAGGAAUGGAGUGAAGGGAAGAAGAAAGAAAAAGGUUAUACUAGACAUAAAAAAAAAAAAAAAAAAGAGGAAGUUUGCAGAGCACAGGGGCCUUGUCAUGUCUCUCCUGUGAUGACAUCAGCUUCCUUUUCUAUGUUAAUAAGGACUUUAGGCAAAGCUGGAAGCUUCUGGAAAAGCCUUGGGAACUGGUCUGGUGGGCCUGCUGUGAUUCAGUCUGUGAUUGUCCCUGGUCUUCCAGCAGCCCCAAGCUCAGCCUCCUGGACUGUUUCCUCCAAUGGCUGCAGCUCAGGAGCGUGUGAACUCCUGGAGUUUGGGCAAGUCACUUAAUCUCUGUCAUCUAUAAAAAUGGGAGCAGUACUCCCCCUACCUCCUAAAGUAGCUACAGAGGCUGGUGGAUUUCCAUCUGCCUUGGUUUACCCUCAGGAUGAACUGUUGGGGUAGUGACAGCCCAAGCUGCUGAUCUCCCCUGGUUGUGAUCCCCUUUGGAAUUGUUCAUGUCAUCAUCUUCCUUCCAUCCUUCACAUACCUCCACCUGAAGCCUGUAAAUAGACCAGGGAUUUGGCGCACAGGGGAGAACCGAGCUCCCUCCUCAACCCUGCUGUUUACAAAGGCGAUGAGUCAGAUGAAACAGCAAAAGGACAAGUUGGCCCAAGUCCAGAUGUCUAUAGUGCACAUCUACAUUCACAAAAAGGCACAGAGAAGUGUACAUAGGUCACAGGCAGUGUCAUCAGUCGGCAGUAACACCCUCCCAAUGGGGCUUCCUGUGUCCACCCUAAAUCUGCUGCCAUUCAUGCCCUUCACGGGGAGGGACCGGAAUUGCCUUUUCCAACUUGCAAAUCUGAUGAUGUUACAGUCCCCCUCUCUCCCACCCCCACUUAGAAGCUUCCAUUUUUCCCACUACUCCCGGCAGGCCUUGGAGGGCCUGCAGGGCUGAUCUCUGCCUGACCCCCACACUUGCUGCAGCCACAUUGGGCCCUCAGUUCUUCAUAGCAGGCUGUGUGCCUCCUUUCCAAAUGCUGUUGGCUGGAAUAUGUGGCCUAACCCCAUCGUCUCCGAGAUGAACAGGGAGAAUGUUACCAUUAACUUCUGCCACCAGGAAGGCUUCCUUUGGAGGGAGGUUGUUCCACUGCAGGAGGGAAAGGAUAAGCAUAGGUAAGGUGAAACAGAGGAGUGACGUGCUUUGGGGAGGAGGAGGGAAGGUCUCACAGGGAUGUUCUGGCCAAAAGACCUUGCAAACAAAACUCCAUGCAAGAUCCCAGGAUUAAGAAGGUAUUUUCAAAAGGUUCCAGGAACCCAGAAUAGUACAUAGAAGAAUUUUUCUCUUAAUAAUCCCAUCAAGACUACCAGAUCUUGACCGUUAGCCAUCCUUUUUCUUUGCCUUAAGACUUAGCUUACCAAUUGCUUAUUUGGAUAGAGCAUAGGCUUUUGUUUUGUUCGAGGUCUUGCAACAUAGCCCAGGCAGGCCUCAGACUCUCAAUCCUCCUGCCUCAGCUGGGAUCAUCACAUCUGGCAAGAUUAAUAUUACCUAUUCCUUUUUAUCUUUUAUUUUUGUUUUUGGCAGUGCUGGGGACGGAACCCAGGGCCUUGCACAUGCUAGGGAAGUAUUCUGCCACUGAGCUACAUCCCCAGCCUUUGACUAGAGUCUAGUCUCUCCCUCAUCCAGCCCUUCUCACUGCCAUCACCAUCAAUCUGGACUUUCAGGUUUCUUUUUGCUAGGUCUGGUGCAAAGCCCUGCUACUGGGCUCCCACAUUUCAAGCAUCCCUCCCGGUCCCAUCCGCAUCCAUCCUGCUUGGGUCUGAGCUUCACCACUACCCCCGCCUCCCUGCCCCCAAGUUGUCCUCAGCACAUACCUACUAGCUAGCAAAUAAAAUUCAAACUCCUUGAUUUAAUUUCAAAGCUGCCCUCUGCCUAUGUUUUGCUUUUGAAGGACCCAGAGGCUUUUAUUUCUUUGGUACAGGGCUCCCUCACCCUCUGCCUGUCUUUGGUGGCCCAUCUGCCACCAGCCUAGGGAGAUAUUCGCCCUGUUCUUGCAUGCAGGAUGACCUUCCCACCUAUGGCUGUCUGCUCUGCUUUCUCCACCUACUCAGAUCUCACCCAUUCUUCAAGGCUCAUCUCAGAUGCACAUCUGCCAUCAAGUCUCCAAUCCGCACACCUCUGUCUCCCAUGAUUCUAGCUCACCCUCCCAUUGCAUUGUACCCUCAUGAUGGGGAUUCCGUUAAUAUUUCUUUAUAUCUGCUCAUCAUUGAGCAUUUAUUAGGUGGGUAUUCGGGGCAUACUAUGUAAUUUAUCCAUGCUUUUGUUUUUUUAAUCUAAAACAGUGGUAAUACUGACUCCUAACUGAAAGGGCUGUUGUAUUAAGUUCAUAUAAGGAAAGAAUGAGAAUCUUGCCUCACACACAGAUUGAUUGGUAAUUACUCCUGCGAGGAUUUACGGUGAUAAUCUCAAAUAGCCCUGUGGCCCUUGAGCUAAAUCUCUUAGAUUCUUUUAAAAAUUGUAGUAGCUGGGUAUGGCGGUGCAUGGAUGUAGUCCCAGCUAUGCAGGAGGCUGAGGCAGAAGGAUCAUUUGGUCCCAGGAGCAACAUAGCAAGACCCCAUCUCAAAAAAUAAAAUUGUAGUAAAAUAGACACAAUAAACCGUCUUAACCAUUUUAAGUGUACAGUUCAGAAGACUUAAGUACCUCUACAUUACUGUGCAACCAAUCUCCCAAAAGCUUUCAAACUUGCAAAACUGAACCUCUAUUAAGCAGUUCCUAGUUUCCCCUUCCCCCCACUCCCAGCAACCACUGUUCUACUUUAUGCCUGUAUGAGUUGGUAUAUAUAGUUUUUACAGACUGAGGAACCCAGGGUUCAGAGAGUGAUACAUUCCUGGGAAGACAGAGGCUGGAUUUUAACUAAGGUCCCAGUCUUGCUCUGAGCCACUUUGAAAUAUGGCUUCACUUCACAGAGCAUCUGUGACAUGUUUUACCUCCCCUAUAAUAACAAUGGCCACCAUGUGCCAAGGCCUUCCUCUGUGUCACUGCCACUUUUAAUCCUCACAACAUCUCUACAGUCAGGGUGAGGGGUGGUGACUGAUUUCCCAGCUUAGUGUUUGCUGUAUGGUAGGGCUCAAUAAUAUGGACCCAUAUGAUGUCUUUAAAUAGGUUAGCCAAUACUAAGUAAGUUUGUGGUACAUUUUUAAUGUGACUGUCUACAAUUUUUGAACAUAUUCUCUUUGGAGAAAAUCAGCAGAGUAGCAUGAGGUAAGCCUUCCCAGUCCUCUGUCCUCUGCCCUCCUCCUGCAGAGCCCAUCUGCUGUGCUCACCCCAGGCCAGCCCUCGGGCCACCUUGCAUCUGAGUCUCAUGUCAGCUUUACUCAUCCACUGCCAAAGGCAGAGACACACAGGCAGGCAAGCCAGGGAUGUGAGACACUGUCCCUGCUUUGCUCCCUCCUCAUGCCGCCUCCCAGCAUCCUCUUCCCUCCAGACACAACCAAUCCUGGCCAUCUUGGAACAAGCUCUGUCCUUUCAUGCCUCUGUGCCUUCGCACAUGCUGUUCUUGGACACUGGAAUGCUUUGUUUCCCACCUUCUCCACUUCCAAAACACCUCCAGGCUUUGCAAGUCUGCUCAGAUGUCACCUCCUCUGGGAAGCCACCUCCUUCCCCCCAGCUAGGAGUCCGCUCCCUCCUGGGUACAAACUAGCUCACCCUCCACUUGGCACUGCAAGUCAGUGUGUCCCCCAUGACCUCAACUCAUCACAGCUCCUGGAAGGGUCAAGGGAAGCCCAGGUCACUUCAUUUGAAACUGGAAGAUGACAAAGCAGGAUUACAAAUGUGGAGGCAUAUUUUUUAAUGUUUAGCAAAUGAAUGCUUCGCAGACCAAAAAGUUACAACCCAAUUGGACUGCUCCCAAGAUAGUGAUAAGAUUUAUGAAAAUACAAUAAUCUACAGUGCUCCACAGGCGUAGUGGUCUGGCCGUAGGGCACAAGUUUAAGGAUAUAUGAGACUCUUAGAUCAAAUUGUCUGGUGGAUCUGACAUAAUGUAGAUAAAGUCAGAAGCCUGAAUUAGACAUCCUGGCAAAUGGCUUUCCUGACCCCUUUCCCCACUGACAGACUAUACAGCUGCCUCUGCACACAGUAGGUGCUCAUCAUUUGCUGAUAGGGCUUUCUGAGUUGUUAUUACAAAACUACAUACAGUAAGUGUUCUUGAGAAAUGCUGAAGCCCUGAACAAUGGGGCAGGAAGCCACCACCUCCCCCAGUGACCCCAACCCUAGGAGUCCAGCUGACAGCUGGACAGGAAGCCCUUUAGCCACUGUCUUUCCUCCCCUUCUCCCCACUCCACCAGGGAUCCCAAGUGCAGUCAGCUUUUCAUGGCUCAUGGCCUCUCUUCUCCACCCUCCCGAGGACCCCAGGUGAAGAGAGAAGAAAGCACACUUACUCACAAGGAGGCCAGCAGCCAAGCUGGCUCCAGUCAUCCUGCCCUGUGGUGGGAUGAGGAGUGAAAGGUGCCUGGAGCAGACAAACAAGAACUUAAAGCACUGGAGCAAGGGGGAAGAUCUAAGAAAAGUUUUCAAAGUAAUCUGCUAGGAAAAGCUUGAAAAAGGAGCCCCUGGGCUGAGGGAAUGGGCCCUUGUCUCACCUUAGGCCCAGUCAGAAAACUGCAACUACUCGGCCAGUCUUCACCAACCCCCCUCCUCCUUGCUUCUUGGUUUGGUUAUUGUCCUCUGACCCAGAGGUUUCCCUGGGUAUGAGGCCUCAACUUGCUGCUCUCUGGUGGCAGCUGGCAGCCCCAAAUACCUCUGCUCUACUGGGCUCAACACAGUGUUCACUUGAACCCACCAAACUGGCUGAACUUCCAGUUCUGUCUCCAGCAGAAAUACAAUGUGAGGGGAAGGUCAACACCAGAUCCUUGUAGUGACUGAGCCACUCUGAUCUCCAGGGCCAUUGAAUAUACUCAUGGGCCUUUCUGAAGUGUCCCCUGCUUCCAAAGGCAAGACUCAACAACUGUCACUUGAGUACUUACUCUCCAUGGAGUGCUUGAAGUCUCACAUAGUCCUAACAUCCUGAGGCUACAGCGAGCUGGGAGCUCUUCCCCACGCAGAAUGCUUGCUCUGCCUGGGACUUCCAUUGUCUAACUCUCCCAGCCUGGCUGGGGAAGGCGAAGGCUGUAAGUCCUGCCAUUCCUGCUGAAUGCAGCUUAGCGGCUGUGGCCUCCGGGAUCUGUCCACGAGCCUGUGGUUUCUCCGAACUGCCGGCAAGUCUGAGGUCUCUGGAAUCUGAGUGUCUGGGAUCAGCCUACGAUCUCGGUUUUGCCUGCAAGCCCACUGAGUCGAGAUUGCCCUGCGGGUCUGAGAUCCCCGGGAUGUACUGGUGAUCUCUACCAUCUUUCGGAACGCCAGCGGUCUGACAGUUCUAUCUGCUGCUUCGCGGUCUGAGAUCGCUGGGAUCUUAGAGGCGGUGAUCUAGAUAUUUUUUGCAGGCCAGGAGCGCUGUCUUCUAGCUGCUUCUCCUGCUCUCACCUGGGAGGCGAAGCCUUGCGCCCGAGAUGGCAGCCACCCUGCUCAUGGCUGGGUCCCAGGCACCUGUGACAUUUGAAGAUAUGGCCAUGUACCUCACCCGGGAAGAAUGGAGACCUCUGGAUCCUACACAAAGGGACCUUUACAGGGAUGUUAUGCAGGAGAAUUAUGGAAAUGUUGUCUCACUGGAUUUUGAGAUAAGGAGUGAGAAUGAAGUGAAUCCAAAGCAAGAGAUUAGUGAAGACGUAGAAUUUGGGACCACAUCUGAAAGACCUGUUGGGAAUGGUGAGGAAAAUCCUGAAGGUGAAGAAGCCUUUGAAAGUGGGGACAGGUCAGAAAGACAGUGGGGAGAUUUGACAGCAGAAGAGUGGGUAAGCUAUCCUCUCCAACAAGUGACUGAUCUGCUCGUCCACAAAGAAGUUCACACAGGUAUCCGAUAUCACAUAUGUUCUCAUUGUGGGAAGGCCUUCAGUCAGAUCUCAGACCUUAAUCGACACCAGAAAACCCACACAGGAGACAGACCCUAUAAGUGUUAUGAAUGUGGAAAGGGCUUCAGUCGUAGCUCCCACCUAAUUCAGCAUCAGAGAACACACACUGGGGAGAGGCCAUAUGACUGCAAUGAGUGUGGGAAAAGUUUUGGAAGGAGCUCUCACCUCAUUCAGCAUCAGACAAUCCACACUGGUGAGAAGCCUCACAAAUGUAACGAAUGUGGGAAAAGUUUCUGCCGGCUGUCUCACCUCAUCCAGCACCAAAGGACUCACAGCGGGGAGAAACCAUAUGAGUGUGAGGAGUGUGGGAAAAGCUUCAGCCGGAGCUCUCACCUGGCCCAGCACCAGAGGACCCACACAGGUGAGAAGCCAUAUGAGUGUAAUGAGUGUGGACGAGGCUUCAGUGAGAGAUCUGAUCUCAUCAAACACUAUCGAGUUCACACAGGUGAGAGGCCCUACAAGUGUGAUGAGUGUGGAAAGAAUUUCAGUCAGAACUCUGACCUUGUCAGGCACCGCAGGGCCCACACAGGGGAAAAGCCAUAUCACUGUAAUGAAUGUGGGGAGAACUUUAGCCGCAUCUCACACUUGGUUCAGCACCAGAGGACCCACACUGGAGAGAAGCCAUAUGAAUGCAAUGCUUGUGGGAAAAGCUUCAGCCGGAGCUCUCAUCUCAUCACACACCAGAAAAUUCACACUGGGGAGAAGCCCUACGAGUGUAACGAGUGUUGGCGAAGCUUUGGUGAAAGGUCAGAUCUAAUUAAGCACCAGAGAACCCAUACAGGAGAGAAGCCGUACGAGUGUGUGCAGUGUGGGAAAGGAUUUACCCAGAGCUCCAACCUCAUCACACAUCAAAGAGUUCACACAGGAGAGAAGCCUUAUGAAUGUACCGAGUGUGAGAAGAGUUUCAGCCGGAGCUCAGCUCUUAUUAAACACAAGAGAGUUCAUACUGACUAAGUUCUGUAUUAGUACUGAGAAAUGAUUCCUUUGAAGAUACAGCUGUGUUUGGUAUUAGCGAACUCCCUUAAGGCAGAACUUCUUUUACCUAUUGACUUUCCUAGUUGUGGGCCACAAUUUAAAACAUGAAAGAAGACAGCCCCUUUGAAAUUCUGACCUCCAGCUUUAGGAACAUUAUCCUCUCUUCUAAAAUAGUGAUUUUUACUCACUCAAUAUAAUGGGUUACUUUAUCAAAAUCAGCUCCUCAAAUAGCUAGAAACCUGAAGACCAGAUGCCAAAUGCUGGUGAAUGCCUGGAGAUGGAGUAAAUCUUUAAAAGGUUUUUUCUUCCAUCUUUGGCCCAAAAAACUCUGUUAAGGAGAAAUGUGGGGCUGUAAUAGGGUGGUCACAGCUGCUUUGGCAAAAGGCAAGCAGACUUGGCCUGGAUUGCCACACCUAUUCAAACACUAGUCAUGGGGCACACACAUUUCCCCUCUAAAGGGCUUUUUCAUGAGUUGCUCACACAUUUGUAUCUUUCUGUCUUCUUUAGAGCAGGAUUCUGCAUGAUGAAGGCAAUGAUCAUAACUUUUCUCCUUACUGUUUCUAAUUAACUUGUGUAAAGCUUGCAUCUUUGUGAAAGCUAACUGAAGAUACAGGGUGAAAGGAAAAAUGAGACACAGGCUUGAGGACCAAGUACCUAUUGAUGGUGGUGACUUUAACAAAAGAUGCCCACUUUUGAUAUUGCCACUAAUCAGGUUUAUGAAUUUUCUUUGAGAAUCCCCGUAGGAAACAUUGCAGGGACAAUAUCUUCAAGGAAAGAUAGGACCCUAAAUGAUGGUGGACUGAAAGAAGCAGGAAGGGAGCACAGAGUCCCUUCCCAAGGAAAGUAGGUCAUUUCUGUGUUCUCUCCCUUCGAACCUCUAAGAUCAGUUCUCCCUGUACUGCUGAAUCUAGGAUUUGAUAGGGCCACAUCCCAGUGUUUAUCUUAGCUUAUAUAAGGGCAUGUGUAUGUACAGUGAAAUGUGUGUUUCUUUGUUUUUUUUAAUAGCAGAAACUGAAUUCACAAGAAUUAGCAUGUUCUUGGGUGGUGUGGAUCACGUGACAGAACUACAGAUAUAACUCCAAGUGAGAAAUAUCCUUUUUUUUUCAUUUAUUAUGGAAAAACUAUUUAAACACUAGUGCUUGAGUGUGCACUCUCCUGUAAGGCUUGUCUUUGUACAGAAUUUAGCACUUGUUUGUAUGUGUCCAUCAACUGUGAGAGAGAAUAAGCGGAUUGUCCUGUUCUCACGUGGAAUGAUUUCUGGAAUGAUUUCAACUAUGGCAGUGAAGAACUCUGUUCUAAUCAGAAGGAAUUAACAAACCUAGGUAGGAAUGUACUUCCAUCCUCCCAGGCUACACAUCAAAGUGGUAAAAGUAAGAGCUGAACCAAUUUAGCCCAGUGGUAUUGGUUCUCCUGAUCUCAGCCCAAGAAAGAAUUAAGAAAUAUCCCAAAUGUUGAUUUUUAUCCAAGCCUGUGGGCAUGAGAGAAAAUUGGUGCCCUGGAGCUGGGACUGGAGUAAGGAAUAUAUCGUCUUUUGGAAGUGCCCCAGUGUAUUUCAACUGUGUUUUCUUGUGAAUGUUGUAACUUUUAAAAAUGUUUUUGCCAUAGCUCUUUGUGAUUUAGUGUUCAAGGAGCAGUGGUUUCAUUAUAGUGAGUUAUUGUGACCCACAGCUGAGUGGGACUGCAUCACUUGCAAAUGACACAACCUCAACAGAAUGAGAAACCACUCCAAGGGGGUUUCUUUCCAUUGCCACCCUAUUUACAAACUUGGGGCAGGAAGUAUGUUUUUUUGUUCUAUACAAAAUCUAGGGUAUUCAUAUUUUAAUUGUUGGGCGACUUACAUGUUCUUGGUAGCUAAACUCAAAUAUGUCUUCUCCUAUAUCAGUGUUGCUGACAGUUUUAAUGAAUUUCAAUGUUCCGUUGCUUCUUUGAGCCACUAUAAGUGACAGCUUGUAGUGGCCAUGGAAGACAGCAUCUCUGUGACCUGUUUUUCACCCUGUUUUUCUCCCCUGCUCUUCCUUUGAAGGCAUGCUGGUGUUUCUGUUGCUGCUUUUAGCUUCUUAGAGAUCAAGGGCUCAACAAGGGGCUCCGAGUGCCUGCUGUCUCUCCAUACAUGUACACUCCAGCUGGGAAGUUAAAAGGCAAGGGGCACACCAGCUCUGUCUCCUCUCUUUCUGCUAGCGACUGCUCAUUUGCUGUGCUGAACUCUGUGUAGAAGUCACACAUCAGACACUGUUCACUAAUGCUUUUUGCAUGCCUUCUGCUCUCAAGUCCCCAGCUGCUUCUGCACACGUCCAGCACUCUGUGCUUGUUUCCUAUGGUUGUGGAGAGUGGAUGAACAAGUAAGUCUCUAGAGCAGUUUUCCGUAUGAUGUUGGUCAGUUAUCCUAGUAUCUGUCUACAUCUGUAUUAUCCUAACUAUAUUCUAUAAUUAAAGAUAUAAUUUUAAAAUCAAUAUAGCUGAGAAUUAUUUUAGUAAUCCAGCACUGGUUCAUAUAGGGCUUUCUGUCAGAUGUGGGCACAAUCAUCUUUAUAUUGAUGCUCUUUGUACAGAUGUACAGAUAUUUUGCAGAUGUUCUUGUGGGAAUUGGGAAGUACAGAGUCUUGAGCCCUCUGGAGAUUGCCAUUAUCUUGUGAAAGUGCAAAAAACUGAGCAGUUUCCUAGGAAGGUUAUGCUAGUGGCAAAAGUAACAUGGAAAUAUUUGGUGUGGGUGACUCAGUAGUUUUGGAGGUAAAAGAAAAUAAAACAUCCGAAAGGAAAAAUGCGAGGUCCUUAUUGCUUUAAGGAGAUAUUUUUGGGUAUCCAUUAAGAAUACUAAAACAGGGCUGGUAAAGCGGCUCAAGUGGUAGAGUGCCUGCCUAGCAAGCAUGAGGCCCUGAGUUCAAACUCAAGUACCACCAAAAAAAAAAAAAAGAAUAUUUAAACAAUUUCUACUGAGCUAGGGUAGGGCUCUCAAAACUAAGAUGGCCCCUAGAAAUAGCUGAAGGCUCUGGACUCAUGGCAGAGAAGCACAGUCUGUCUAAGGCAGUGAUUAUGUGCAGCCAGGGUGUGGGCACAACUUUCAAAUUACUUGCAAGUAAUUUUCUCUUAGGAAAUCUUUUUUUUUUUUUUUAAUGAAGGAACAACCCAGGCAGUGGUAGGGGGUAAAAGUGCUAUAUAUCUAUGUAUUGGGAAAAGUAAAAAUAUGAAAGAAAAAAGUAACCCUACAGCAAAGACUUAGAAAAGAGAUUUUUAUCAAAAAAAAAUUAAAACUGUAUUUUUAUGCUGGGUGUGGCCACGUGAGCCUGUAGUCUCAGCUACUUGGGAGGUUGCAGCUGGUGAAUCACUUGAACCCAAGAGUUCAAGGCCAGCCUAGGCAACACAGCAAUACCGUCUCUAUUUUUUUUUUUUAAGGAGGGGGCUGGGAGUGGUGCCCAGUGGUAGAGUGUACUAACUUAGCAUACGUGAGGCCCUGAGUUCAGUCCUCAGCACUAAAACAAUUUAUACAUGUUCAGCAUAUCUGAUGGCUAGGAAGGAAAAUGCUAAUUUACCUCAAGAGCUUCCUCUUGCUGGGCAUGGUGGCCUAGGUCUAUUAUCCCAGCUACUUGGGUGGGAGGCAGAGAUCAGAAGAUCAAGGUUCAAGGCCAUCCCUGGCAAAAAGUUUGUACAACUUCAUCUCAACCAAUGGUUGGGUGAGGUGGCAAAAACCUUUCAUCCCAGCUAUGAGGGGAAGCACGAAUAAGUAUGUGGAUUGCAAUCCUGAUGGCCAGGGCAUAAAGUGAAACCCUGUCUCAAAAAUAAUCAACACAUAUAGCUAUCCUUAUGUCAACUAGCAAAAACAUUUUGUCUUUCUUAUUAUUGCUUA